GCUGACGUCACCGCGUAUUGAGGACGUACCUCGUUUGUUUGCCGGCCGGCUGUUUCUGUCUCUGCUGUUUUUAAACUUCUUAAUCGUAAGUGUUCUACUUGCUCUACUUUUAAUAAAUCCUGACGGUACUUCACUAUGUGAGUUUGUAUAUCUUUUAUUGGGACCUGGCUACCUGAUCUCUGGAUUGAAAGGACUAGCUUGGAACGCAUCUUUGCUGACAGCUGUAACACACUACCAUGCAUUAAUGAUCCCUUGAGGGUCGCUAAGUUCCGGUAAGGGUCAGUGUGUUUCUAUGGUGGUGGUGCUUCAGUUCUACUUCACAGUGUCUGUCAUUAUUAGUCACCGGGAGAAAGUCAGCGUGUCUGUUUGCCAUACGAUUUUUCACUAUUGUUGUUUUUCGUUUUUUUCUUUAUCUACUGGGCUGAGUCCAUUGAUGUGGGAACUUCUCAAUCGAUCUAUGUUGGAUCUUCACUUGGAUACAUCACGGAUUGCCUAGUUUGAUCCAUAAGGAUCUAUUCUUCUGAUAGAUGACUACAAGAGCUGACUAGCAACUCACCCAUCAGUCUUCAAACCCGAACUGAGGCUUCCGUAAGCAUGAAUACAAUCUUCGUUUUUUUGAUCUUGAGUGGUAUGGUAACUACAGGUUAUCUCACAACUGUAUGCAACAGAUGCUGGUCCCUUGACUCAACAGCAUGCUGCACAGAAAAGGAGGUUCAAUGUGAUGGAUCCCAGUGUAUGAUGCUCUCAGAAUAUUGCAAUAUCAGCAACGUAAUUUAUAAUUCAGUGAAGAAAACAUGUGCCAUUGAGUCAAUGUGUAAUGGUUGCUUCUCUGUAUCCACAAACCGUGACUUCUUUCACCGAGUUAGCGGUGAAUGUGGGUAUGGAGACUACAGCAAUGCUGAUAUGGAAUAUAAGGAACUGUGUCAUGAUCUAUUGUCACCGAAUGGCUAUAAGUGCCCAAGCUGCUAUAUAAAGGGAUCUACAGAGGGCUGUACGAGUAAAGAAAUGGUGCUUUGCCGUGGGAAUGAAUUGGAGUGUAUAGACUACAGGGGAGUUUUUCAAUUGCCCAGUAGUGAUGUGAUGGCGACUUCAGUAAAAGCUUGCAUUACGAAAGGCGGCUGUGAACUGGGAUUUAAAGCUGCAGUUGGAGCAAAGGAAAUAAAUGGGGUCAUGAUGAAGUGUACCCCCGCAAUACCAGUUCAUUCUGCUGGAGAUCAAUGACCAGUCAACCCAACUGCAAGCCAAGGCUGUGUCUUUGUUAGAAAAUUGCCGCACGUGAAAAUAAUCACAAGCUUUGCAUUGGAAAAUCGGCCAGAUGAAAACAGCCAUGGGUUCUAUCAACCAAUCGAUGUGCUAGGUGCAUGCUAAUAAAAUCUUCAACUCCCCAUA
Molecule: messenger RNA, 1389 nt
Organism: Rana temporaria (common frog)
Lineage: Eukaryota; Metazoa; Chordata; Amphibia; Anura; Ranidae
Exons: 6
Coding region: 595-1221 (208 amino acids)
Source: RefSeq, a predicted model, not a curated record